Paramisgurnus dabryanus is the source of this 4575-nucleotide messenger RNA. The record is from RefSeq and is a predicted model, not a curated record. NCBI's taxonomy places the organism in Eukaryota, Metazoa, Chordata, Actinopteri, Cypriniformes, Cobitidae.
UCACGUGACAUUGGUGUUAUCUCUCUGUAUGUUUGUUUAGUUUAGUGUCUAACGUUGGUUGUUCUUCUGUCGGUCUGUGAGUUUAUGGGUGUUACGGCUGUUAGUGGGACAAAUGGUCAGAGAUCAAGCAUUAAACGCUUAUAUAACUUUACUGAUCUGAUCUUUAUUAACUCCAAACCUACAGCAACAUGAAGACGAUCUCUUUGCUCUUUUUCAUCUCUAUCAACAGUGUGUUUGGUGAUGAAGUGAAGUCAGUGUCGGUGAUGGAGGGAGAUUCUCUUACUCUACACACUGAUUUUACUGACACACAGGCAGAUGAUGUGACAAUAGUAUGGACAUUUGGACCUCAAAAAUCUACCAUAGCUCAAAUCAAUAGAGAACCAAAAGGCAAUAAGAUCUCAAUAAAUGAUGAUGUUCUUGAUGGGAGAUUCAAAGACAGACUGCAGGUGAAUAAUCAGUCUGGAGAUCUCACCAUCACAGACAUCACAACUCAACACACUGGAGUAUAUGAAGUAGAGAUCACUGUCAGAAGUAAGAUUAUACAAAAGCGUUUCAAUGUUAAUGGUUUGAUUAACCCAGAAUCAGAUCAACUAAAGUCAGUGUCAUUAAAGGAUGGAGAUUCUGUUACUCUACUGGCUGAUGUUCCUGAUAUCAACAAAUAUGAUGUGAUACAAUGGAGAUUUCAAGGGAUUCGUAUAGCUCAUUUAAAAAAAUCAGUCAGUAAAAUAUCAGAAGAUGAGAGAUUCAGAGACAAACUGCAGCUGGAUGUUCAGACUGGAUCUCUUCAAAUCAAGAACAUCAGAACAGAUCUCUCUGGACUUUAUGAAGUAGAUCUCACCAGCAGCAGCAGCAGUUAUACCAUACAUCUGUCAUUCACAAUUACUGUCAGUGGUGAAGUGAAGUCAGUGUCAGUGAUGAAAGGUGAUCCUGUCACAAUAAACACUGAUGUUCCUGACAUUAAAACCUAUGAUCAGAUACUGUUGAUCUUUGGGUGUGAUGAAAAAUGGAUCGCUGAAGUAAAUAAACAAAACAAAAAGUUUACUCUAUAUGGGGAAGUCAGAGACGGACUGAAGCUGAAUGAUCAGAAUGGAGAUUUCACCAUUACAAACAGCAGAACUGAAGAUGCUGGAGAUUAUGAACUGAAGUUGAGUAGCAGAAGACGAUCCAUUCAGAGGAGAUUCAGUGUUAGUGUCAGUGAGCAAGGUCUGUCUCCAGGUGCUGUAGCAGGAAUAUCUCUUAUCUUCAUCCUGUUCGCUGCUGCUUCUGCUGCUGGUGUGAUUUACUAUCGCCGUAAGUUCGCUAAAGCAAAACAACAACUGGAUGAAAUAAAAACAUUAGAAGUGGAUGAGGGAGAAUCUGUCCAUCUGAAGACAGGUGAACUAAAAACAUCGAUAGUGGAUGAGGGACAAUCUGUCCAUCUGAAGACAGAUGAAAUAAAAACAUUGGAAGUGGAUGAGGGACAAUCUGUCCAUCUGAAGACAGAUGAAAUAAAAACAUUGCAAGUAAGUGAACUAAAAACAUCGAUAGUGGACGAGGGAAAAUCUGUCCAUCUGAAGACAGAUGAAAUAAAAACAUUGGAAGUGGACGAGGGAAAAUCUGUCCAUCUGAAGACAGAUGAAAUAAAAACAUUGGAAGUGGACGAGGGAAAAUCUGUCCAUCUGAAGACAGAUGAAAUAAAAACAUUGGAAGUGGACGAGGGAAAAUCUGUCCAUCUGAAGACUGAAGUUAAUGACAUAAAGAGAGAUAAGAAGAUAGAGGGGAGAUCUGGAGAAACUGAAAUCAAUCCUGCCAACAAUAUCUUCAGGAUAUCUGAGGGUGAUGAUAAAGGUGGAUUCAAAGCUUGUACAAAGAAAAUGGAGAGAGUCUCAGUGAAUGAGGGGGAGUCUUACACACUGAAGACCGAUCUUACUGACAUACAGAGAGAUGAUCUGAUAGAGUGGAGAUUUAAAGAAACUCUCAUAGCUGAAAUCAAUCCUGCCAACAAUAUCUUCAGAACAUAUGAUGGUGAUAAAGGUCUAUUCAGAGAUAAACUGGAUCUGAAUCCUCAGACUGGAGAUCUCAACAUCAAAGUCAUCAGACAGAAACACACUGGAGUUUAUAUACUGAAGAUCACCAGAGGAGGAAAAACCUCACACAAGAGAUUCAGAGUGUUUGUCAGACGUGAAACACUGAUAGUGUAUGAGGGACAAUCUGUUGAUCUGAAGACUGAAGUUAAUAACAUAAAGAGAGCUGAUCUGAUAGAGUGGAGAUUUAGAGAAACUCUCAUAGCUGAAAUCAAUCCUGCCAACAAUAUCUUCAGGACAUAUGAUGGUGAUAAAGGUCUAUUCAAAGAUAAACUGAAGAUGAAUCAUCAGACUGGAGAUCUCAACAUCAAAGACAUCAGUGAGGAACAUGAUGGAGUUUAUAAACUGAAGAUCAUCAGAGAUGGAGAAACCUCAUACAAGACAUUCAGAGUGAUUGUCAGAGCUUCCAAAAAAGGGGAUUUAGUAAGGAAAAGAGGAGGAAAUUCAGUGGGGAAGGGAGAAGAUUCAGUGAUUCAGAUAGAGAAUCAGCCGUUGUUGCCAGUCAGCAGUAGUGAUCUUCCUCCAGUGUAACAUCAUCAUCAUCACAAACACAUGAGCAUCACAUUACUAAUAACAUCACUCUCAUAUAACUGAGUUUAAACAAUCCACAUGUAUGUGCUGAUGAACCAUUUAUUUUUGAUUUGCCAUUACAUAAAAACAUUUCAAUCAUUCAAAUACAUAAAAUUAAUAAAAAGAUAAGUUUAUUAUAAAUAUAAUAAAAGUCAAUAUAAUUAAAGUUGAUUGAACACAUCUGUUGUUCACAAUGAUCUAAAGAUUAUUGUUUACAUUUUUUCCUCAUAAAUCUACACUAUGUGCCCCAUGACAAAAAGAUAACAGAAUUUUAGAAACUUUUGCAAAUGUAUGAAAAAGAAAACUGAAAUAACAUAUUUACAUUAUACAUAUUCAUACGUUAACAAUUACUUUUGUUUCAUUUUUUAAAUACUAGUUUUUCAUCAGUUUUACACAAAAAAAUGAGUUUUUACAGAUUUUUACUGAAUGAUUCACAAAUUACAAAAAAUUGUCUUAAAACAUUUCUUUUAUUGACCCUUUGCAACUGUUUACCAUUUACUGUUGUUUCAAUGUUGUAUCAACGUUGAACAAUCAACUGAACACUCCUUUUUCAUCGACGCAAAGAAAAAUAUCCCAGGGGUUGUUACACUUAGUAUAAGAUGUGUUUUCGUCGUGGACGAGAGAGACACAUCACGUUUACACUUGGUGUUUAAAUCCAUCUCUUUUUGUCCAUUUUCGACCGCUUCUCUCCAGAUUACUGAGGAGAUGGUCUGUGGACGAGUCCCUCUCCUGUCACUUAAUCACGAGCGGUAGAUUACAUAAAUGAGUGGAGAGACAGUGUGUGGCUGUUCGAACACAUUAAACCACAUGCGUGUUUACACUAAAGUGUUAUGCAUAACCAUGCUAUAGUUAACCAAGGAACUAUAAAACUUCAAGUUUACAACAUAGACUGUAUAGAUGUAAACGAAUAUGCUGAAUUACCUGUGGAGAAGAUAGAAAGUAACUUAGCAACUUCAGUGUCCAUUGAGCCCCAUCUUGGAAAACUAUACAUCAUUACUCCAAUAUUGACUUUGGUCUUUGUCGUUUUAAAUCCCCUUUUCACUUCCUUCCUCCGGAGGCUUCAGCUAGCAGCCAGUGUGAGUGUAGUCUGAAAGCGUGAAAGGCGGAGCUUGAAUUUCAGGAAUGUCCCUCGUCUGUGAAUGUAUUUCAAAGAUGGAGGCACAACAUGGAUUCAGCCAGUCGAGCGACUCGAUCGUAUGUAUUUUAAAUAGCAGAUUCUACACUUACGAGAAUACUUUGAUUAGUGGGGUGGAAGUAAUUACACAUGAAUGAGCACAUACUUUUGAAAGAAAACAUGGGUUUUUGCUAAGAAUUAACUCAAAAAAGUACACAGUGGAGCUUUAAGUUGAAACAACAAAUUAGGAGUUUGGUUCCAAAACCAGAUAACUCAAAAAAUCUUGUUUUUUGAUUGUGCAUUCCAAUUAAUAUGAAUCAAACUGCAGUUGGUUUGUUUUAAUUUAAGCCUUUAUAACUAAAAAAAAUACACGUAGCACAAUAAAAACAUGAUAAUAAGCAUGUUUUGAAUUUUUUUUAAACAGUUAUCUCGUUUUGGAAUCAAACUCAAUGUUAAACAGUAUUUUACAAAAACAAAAAGAUAUUUUUACAGUGUACAACUGAAUGAUACAGACAUCUGUAACUGUUGAACAAACAUGUUCGUUUCUCUCUGUGUACUUCAGGCAAUGAAUUACUUUAAUUUAGAUGCAAAAUUUAAUUCAGGUCUGUGAUCUCAUAUAAUCAAAUUGUACAUAAAUAUUGAUGUCCUGUUAAAGAAGAUCUAGAAUUUAAAAUGUGUUUUUCUCCUAAAAUGAUGAUAUUUGUAUGAAACUCAAUUCUGUCAUUAAUAAAGAAAUUGAAAUGGACAUAAAUGUGACAUUUUGUUUUAGAUUUAAUAUUUAGAGGCCAUAUGACUGACAAGCAUAGAAACCAAUCAAGUUUUACUUUU